Molecule: messenger RNA, 4221 nt
Organism: Polypterus senegalus (gray bichir)
Lineage: Eukaryota; Metazoa; Chordata; Cladistia; Polypteriformes; Polypteridae
Product: rab5 GDP/GTP exchange factor-like
Exons: 10
Coding region: 60-1520 (486 amino acids)
Biological process (GO): vesicle-mediated transport
Cellular component (GO): endocytic vesicle; cytosol
Molecular function (GO): guanyl-nucleotide exchange factor activity; zinc ion binding; small GTPase binding
Source: RefSeq, a predicted model, not a curated record
CUUGAUGAAUGCCAAACCAGUGCCAUAAAACAGUCAAAUGGGACAACUAAGGGAAGGGGAUGACAAGGAUCAAAGACAAUUCAUGGAAACAGCUGAGCGCUUUUGACAGCCAACAGUGGUGCCAGUCAAAUGUGCAAGAAGACGAGGACAGGCUGAGUGGUCCACAGAGAGAGGCGGUGUCGGGGAUCGAGGAGCGAUGGAUGACCCCCUUCAAUACAUCCAAGUUUUACUUCCACAGGAGAAUGUGGGUGGAGCAGCGCCGGAUCCAUGUUAACCAGUCCCAGCUGCUCUGCAGAGAUGGCUGUGGGUAUUACGGGAAUCCCGCCUGGCAAGGCUACUGCUCCAAGUGCUGGCGUGAGAGGAAGGCCAAGCAGCCGGCCUCAAGGCCUCGCACUAAUGCAGAAGUGGAGAAUAUUGUGUCUCUGUCUGGAGUCAAGAGAGAAAACAAGGCGAAGAUCGUGAGAGGACUCUUCAGCAGUACCAAGAUGGCGCCAAAGCAGGGAAAUGGCACAGCACACGCUGUAGAUCCUAAAUCUGGCGACGCCGACCCACCUAAAGCUUCCUCUCCCAAGUUGCCGGCCGAUUUCACGGAGUUCCUGAAGUUUCUACGCAAGCCGUCGGCCCAGAACUUCCAUCAGCACUGCAUGACUUUCCUGAAGAUGCUGGAAACUCGCAGGGACAUCACAAUACAGAAGCAGGCAGAAAUGGUGCAGGAUUUCUACCAGAGUACUGCAAGCCACUUCCAGAAUUACUCCGAUAAGCAGAGACACCAAAUGAUGGAACACAUUGAGAAGCUGCUGAUGACCCAAUUGUACAAGUUUGUCUUCUGCCCAGACUGCUCCGACGACGAGCAGAAGGAUCUUUUUCUCCAGAAGAAGAUAAGGUCGCUCCAGUGGGUUACACCCUGUAUGCUUGGUGUUCCAGGCCUUGAGAAAAAGUCUGAAACCGGCGAUCACAUCCUCUCUGCCAUGACAGCGAUAAUCGAGAUGGAUGCCAGACGUGCCCCUCAGGACAAACUAUCCUGCAUCUGUAAGUGCUGCCAGCAUGUGUUUGCUGCUCUAGCAGAAGCCAAUUCAGAACCAGCAAACGCAGACGACUUCUUAUCCAGCCUCAUCCUGGUGGUCCUAAAAGCCAACCCACCACGCUUGCACUCUAACGUCCAGUAUGUGGUUCGCUUUGGGCUUCCACACAACCUCAUGGCCGGAGAGUCAGCUUACAAUUUUACAAAUCUGUGCUGCGCUGUCACUUUUAUUGAGAAGCUGGAUGGUCCUUCCUUGAAUCUCUCUGAAGAUCAGUUCCAAGACUACAUGCAAGCUGGGAGGUCAGCCUCUCUGCAGGAGUCUGUGACCACAAACCACUUGAGCAGUGUGCAGAAGGCCUGGAGGAACAUCGAGCAGCUUGCAGAGCUUCAGGGACGACAAGAACGACUGACACUGGGAGUUCAAAACAUGCAGAAAGAGCUGGAUGAGUGGGUACAGUCUGUAAAAGAACAGGUGGAGACUGUGAUGUCAGGCAGCUGAUGGAUGAUCUGCACAGCACUGUUGGCUCUGGCUCAAUGGCAUAUGAAGGAAGACUACAGACUAACUACGGGUUAACGUCCACAAAGUGUGAAGUUGAUUUAAAGACAUCAAAUCAACACGCAGAACUGCCCCUGAACCAAAGAACAGCAUGCUCUUUAAACCGAAGCCCAUGUGACCUUUACAACGCGAAUACGUCGUUACUUAAUUUGCAGAUCAAGGAUGCCAUGACACAGCUCCACUUUACUGACCGCACACAAUCCAACCAGAGGUAGCACUGGGGCAGCCUCAUCUGACAGUGUGGAUGUGAUCACAAAACUGGUUUUCAUGAUGGCUCUUAAUAAUCCCCAGCUCUGAGGCUGGGGAUCUGCACUGGCAAUCAGAAGGUUGCCGAUUCGAAUCCCGUAAAUGCCAAUAGAGACUCUGCUCCACUGGGCCCUUAACCUGCAAUUGCUGAGCGCUUCAAGUAGUGAGAAAAGCGCUAUAUAAAUAUAAAGAAUUAUUAUUAACCAACGCCUCUUACUACUUCCAUCAUUGUGAAAGGAAAGAUUGUGGAAAACGGUCUCGUCCUCAUAGAGACUGCCAGUGUCUUGACAGUGGCAUAGCUGCAUUAAAAUGCUGAACCAUAUUCUUUUUUUUUUCCCCCUCAUUCUUCACAAAUUUAAGAUAAUCAGCUACUUUUGUGGUAAAGGAGUCCACAGUGGGUACAUUUAAGUGUGAGCCAUACGUUCUAAGCUUUGGACACACCUCACACUGUGAUAAGGGAGUCAUGGUCUGUGAAGAGAGUUCACUCAUUUGUAGAGUGGCUCGUCAGUUCCAUUUCUUCAUGGUCCUCUGGCUCUACUCCUGCGGCCCCUCAUUCAGCCUUCAUGCACUCAUUCUUAGGAUUGAAGGGUGGAGUAAACAAACAAAAAAAAAAAAACUCACUUCCCCAAAAAUAACUGCAAACCGUUCAAACUGCUGACACUUGGGCAGGAGCGGCACACAGAAGUAAACCUUCAUUCCUGGGACCAAGCAGCCCCUAGGAGUAGUUAGGCAAGACCACCACAUCUCCGACUCUUACCAAUAAGCAAGCGCAUGAAGACGGGUUGACUUGGAUAUGGUCGUUUAAGACACGGCUACAAAGUAUCGCCAAGGUGAUAGAAAGAUGGAAAUGGCAUUGGGGGCAAGAUAUAUAAAAUGGUUUUUCAUUUUAGGCCAAAGUUCCUCACUGGAGAAUUAUGAUGGGUAUGGAGGAUCGACUACUUGAGACAACUGCUACUUUCUACGUCAAACUACUAGUAUGAAGACAAAUGUGAAUAAGGACUAAUUGAAAACCCUUUUACAGAACACAGCCCCUCUCAUGGAGGUCACACAGACCUUCUCUUUUGGGUCAGUAAUGAUGUGCAUCCUCUCCAUGUCUAUAGUGACUUUUAGGUUUUGUGUCCCCUUUUAGUUCUGACACAUCUGGAGGGGUGUGAUUCUGUUUAUCAUCUUAACUAAACAGAAAGCAGACAGCAGACAUAGGCAAUCAUGCUGGCAGAAUACUUACAAACACAGCCACGGUCCCGCUGCUACCUCUGCUCACUGGUUCCUUUGUUUCACUCGCCAGUUCUUAUAGCUCAUAUUAGUCUCUCCUAGUUCCCUCAGUUUUGGCCAUUUUGAUACCCACGCACUUUUUCCGACAGAGAAGAGCAGGCCACUCGUACUGCAUCUGUCCAAACAGAACACAACUCCCAGCUGGCAAACCCCUUUUCCAGUUCAUCUAUCUAUGAUAAAACGCAGCAGAGUCUUAGUUGUUCGUCAUGGACGUUACAGAUGGUCCUUUGCUUGCAGAUGAACGACAGACAAGGCUGAAAUCCUUUUAAGUCCUUAAGGUCUUGAGGUGAUAGAUAAUCUUACACAAGCCACUGGUUGCUCCUAGGAAGUGCAGCGACCCUCCAAUCUGCAAAGAGACGCGCGAAUGUCACUGCACACAUGCCUGCUCUAUAGUGACACGUACCAACAGUGCAGCUUAUCCACUAGACUUACAUGGAGUGCUCUGAGAAUGUACAAUCAAGACCUGCAAAUUCAUUUUCUUCUUCAGCUCGGCUACCAGGAAGCUUAAGCACCUCUUGUCGAGUGUCCACCUCUAACCCCUUUUGGCUUGUGUGCUCUUCGGGCCUACACUGAAACAAUAAACACUUGUUUUUAGGCGUAGUAUUUUCCACGUGUUCAGAGUACAAUGAAAUUCUGACAAACGGCCAACACAUGUCAUUUUAUAGACGGAGUUUCCAAGUUUACCUGUUUCUGCUAUGCCGAGCGAGGGGCCACCAGGAGGUGCAGCUUAUUCAGAUGUUCUAGCGGAUGACAGUCAUCCAGUAACCUAAAAUGAACAAAGAAAACACAACUUAAGACCAUCAGUGAGGAAAUGGAGAGAAAACAGCAAAGUGCUCAAAGAUCGGAGGCAGCAGUUUAGUUCCUCACCUCCUCCUCUGUGCGACCCCUUCAAUGAAGCUGGGGGGACGACAAAAAUUAAUACAUUUACACUUUUAGCACAUAUGGAAGUGAGUGGAGGGACAACCUUUUAUUGAACAUGCAUAAUAACUUGCUUUAGUAACCAGAUCAGAAUACAGAACAUAGCAACAUUUGUCUCUUUUACAGAUUGGGCCCCACUUUAAAAUUCUCUAAAAAAUAAACUUACAAACAUUUUUUUGCCAAUAAACAGAAAAUCUAUUGUUUAAAA